UAACAAAAUGUGACAUAAUCUCAUUAUUCAUAUUAUCCGCGUUUAAGUAUCGAUAUAUAGUCGUUAUACAUGAAAUAAAAGCUUUAGUUUCUCGAAAAGAAAGUUUAAAAGAAACGAGAAAAUCGAGCCUGCUAUUAACGAGUUUCAUAGUAUAUCUGUAUUCUAAAGAUGAUUGAAAUUACGUUUCUUCCUAACUUAUAAAAUUUAUCAAACAAUUAAUAAUUUGAUUAAUCAAUAAAAUUUAUUUAAAGCAUAAAUUUUUUACGUUUAUAACAAAUCUGUAGAAUUUUUUAUGCAAAAUCAUAAUAAUCAUGUUAAAUACAAUAAAAAUAAAUUUGAAAAAUAAAGUACAAAAAUCGAGUAAAAUUAUAAAACUUAAUAAAAUCGAGAACAAAAAACCAAUUUCAAAAACUUUACCAGUUUUUCAGUAUCCAAUAAGUAAUGAAAGAGAUCAUAGAGUAUAUGUUUGGGGUAUGGCCGAUCAUGGUGCUCUUGGUACAUUAAAAUCAACAGUGUACGAAAAGGGUAUUUCUUAUAUUCCAAAACCUAAAAGAUUGUCUUUUGGAGAAAGGCAUGAUGUAACAAAUAUUGCUUGUGGUUAUGGUUUUACUGCUUUUGCUGUGAGAUCCAAUGAUAAAAAUAUUUUAUUUGGAAGUGGAAUAAAUACAGAUUCACAACUUGGUUUUGACGAAAAAGAUAAAAAAUUUCCCAAUGGUUUAAUAACUGAACCAAGACCUAUUAAUUUACCAAUUAAAGAUUCUUCUACUAAAGUCCUAGAUAUAGCAGCUGGAAGAGCACAUUUACUUGUAUUAACAAAUGAAGGUUUAUUUACAUUAGGAAAUAAUGCAUAUGGACAAUGUGGUCGUCCUAUAAUAUUGAAUGAAAAUUACGAGAAAAGUACAGUUAUUCAUCACAUACCUAGCAUUAAGGGAAAAAAGAUUAAAAGUAUAACAGCUGGCCAAGAUCACAGCAUACUCUUGACAGAAUCUGGUGAAGUUUAUACCUUUGGCUGGGGUGCAGAUGGACAAACUGGAUUAGCACAUUAUCGAAACGAAUAUAGGCCAAGUUUAGUAAAAGGAGAUUUGGCUGGACAACAUAUUAUAAAAGUUGCAUGUGUUGCAGAUUGUGUAUUAGCACUCAGCGAUAAAGGAAAAGUAUUUGGUUGGGGUAAUUCUGAAUAUGCACAGUUGUUUGUGGAAGAUGGAAAUCAACAAGUGAAUAUAGCCACAGAAAUAGAUAAAUUGAAACAUUUAGGUCAUAUUGUAGAUAUUGCUUGUGGUGGUUGCUUUUGUAUGGUUUUAAACAACACAGGUGAUGUUUAUGUGUGGGGUUUUGGUAUUCUUGGUUUUGGUCCUAAAAUUACAAAAAUUGUGCAACCAACUUUAAUUCCAGCUACACUUUUUGGAAAUAAUGCAUAUCAAAAAAAUACAAAAGUGAUAAAAAUAUUUUGUGGUAUGAACCAUCUUGCAGCUUUAACAAAUACUGGUGAUUUAUAUAUGUGGGGUUGUAACAAAUUUGGAUCUUUAGGAUUAGGAGAUUGUAAAGAUCAAUAUUUCCCCUUGAAGGUCAAUGUAGGAGCACAAGUAAAAAAAGUUGCUUGUGGAAUAGAUCAUACAGUUAUUCUUUGUAAACCUUUUAUUUAAAGCAUAGUAUAUUCUCUGCAUUAUAAAUUGAUAAUAUAUUAUUUAUAAAAGUUA
This is a messenger RNA of Apis mellifera (honey bee), 1697 nucleotides long. RefSeq names its product RCC1-like G exchanging factor-like protein. The transcript has 8 exons. The record is from RefSeq and is a predicted model, not a curated record. The coding region runs from base 312 to 1643 and encodes 443 amino acids. Lineage: Eukaryota; Metazoa; Arthropoda; Insecta; Hymenoptera; Apidae.